Necator americanus (New World hookworm) is the source of this 1053-nucleotide messenger RNA. RefSeq lists its product as uncharacterized. Bases 1 to 1053 code for a protein of 350 amino acids. Gene Ontology annotation, cellular component: membrane. Lineage: Eukaryota; Metazoa; Nematoda; Chromadorea; Rhabditida; Ancylostomatidae. Gene Ontology annotation, biological process: neuropeptide signaling pathway. Gene Ontology annotation, molecular function: neuropeptide receptor activity. The record is from RefSeq and is a predicted model, not a curated record. The transcript has 12 exons.
AUGUCCGAGAAACAGUCUCCAGUAGAAGAGAAUUUUACUGAACCUCUCUUGUGUAUGCCGUCCACGCUUGUUGAUCAAGAUGUAGUUCUUGAACUCAUCCUUUGGAUGGACUACUUCAUCUUCUUCUCUACGAUAUUAUCAUCAUUCCUGCAAGUCUAUGUACUAAGGCAGGCAAAUCGACAUAUUCGUCGAAGCGCGAGUGAUCAGUGCCUGCAUGUGUUCCUUUUCAGUAUGACUAUGGGAGAUUUUAUUCAAACAGCUUUUUGUUAUCCUAUCGAGGCGAUUUCACGGAUCCUGCAAAAUCGUCAUGAGUUACCAAUGAUCUUGAACGUCACUGUACACUUUCUCACAUGGGUUACGCUGUCUGGUUCAAGUUUAAGCCUCAUCCUACUCAAUCUCGACAAACUGCUAUACUUCAAAUAUCCGCUGAGAUAUUCAGCCUACGUGACUAAACGUUGUGGUAUCAUACUAGCAUUGACAGUAUGGGCGUGUUGUUUGAUAUUUGUCGCUGGAGCAUGGUACUUUGAAUGUUUCAAAUGCGGAGAAAACUGCAGUUCGAUACAUCUUCUGCACGAUCGUUGGGGAAUGUACCUACUUUUUUCGAUCAGCGUAUGUGUGAUGCCUACUUUAACAUCGUUAGCCGUUGCAUUAUAUAUUGUCAAAGUUGUAUCCACACACAGAAAGAAGUUGGCUGAAGAGCAGGCACUCUAUCAAACUGGACCAUCUCGUCAGGUGCUCGCCUCACGUCUUCGGACCUUCUAUUUUGUCUUUAUGACAACAGUAUUCACGGCAGCUACUCUGUUGCCAUUCAGGAUCAGCUCCAUCAUUAUGAGUUUCAGUGAACACAAUGAGAUAUCUUCGUGCACUGGCACGCUUUCUCGUUGGGUAAUGGCGAACCUGAUCAGUCUUAAUGCAAUUUUCAACCCUCUGAUCACAGUUACGGCACAUCUAGAAACGAAACAAAGACUACAGACUUAUAAGGAUACCUUUGGGGCCUAUCAAUUCCAACGGAUGAUAAAUCUCCUCAGGGCGAUAGAUGGAACAGAUUUUUAG